Molecule: messenger RNA, 2519 nt
Organism: Archocentrus centrarchus (flier cichlid)
Lineage: Eukaryota; Metazoa; Chordata; Actinopteri; Cichliformes; Cichlidae
Exons: 3
Coding region: 1187-2461 (424 amino acids)
Source: RefSeq, a predicted model, not a curated record
CAUUUUUUUCUAGAUAUUUCUAAAACUUUCAGUCUGUGUGAGUUUCAUGUUCUGUGAGGAGAGUAUGCCCAACACAUAUAUUUCAUCCAGAGAAGGCAAUUGCAAAUACAACACACAAAUGCAACAUGCACACAAUAGGAUGACAAGAUCACAACAAACUAAAUAAUGUAUGAGACUCAAUAUAGAUUUCAUCUUCAGUGAGGUUUCUUGUAGGUGAAGGACCUGCCCUGUCCUAGCACACUGUAACACAGCAGGACUCAGAGGCUCUGUUUCACUUCUUUAUUGAUUUAUAACCAGUUUCACUUGUGAGGGUUUGAGAUUUAUUUUUUUUUAUUUUUUUGCCAUUAAAGCAAAUUUCAUCUGCAGGAAAAUUCUAAUAUACAUCUCAGGAAUAACAUAUUCCCCACAAGAUCCAUUUAGGAACCCCCUGGAGCUUUGGACUAUAUCACAUGGUCUCCCUCAGCAGAUUAUUCAGUUAGCAUGGAGUUGUUUUCUGAGGAUUUUAAUGACUCUCUUCUCAAGUUUAAACCCUCAUACUGAAUAAUGCUAAGGACAAAAAGAAAAAUACAAAACUCGUCAAAUGUUCUCUGCCGAUAGCGAUCAUGUGACAGAACUGAAAGGUCCAGUCAGACAGCUGCAAAUGGACCUCGUGGUGCUUGGUUUUAACCAACUGCUGAUUCCAGUGUCAAGAACUUUUAUCCACAGGAUUUUAAAGUUUGCUGCAUAACUGAUAUAAAAUUAUUAACUCUACCAAAACAUAAAUCUGGACAGCAGAAAAGCAAGUAUGUCUUCUUGGAUUGACUCAAAGGCUUCAUUCGGUCUAAAGACGUCAUAAGGCACUUAUUAUUUCUCCAUUUGUAUUUUUUUUAAGAAUUCACAUUGUGAAUAUGAGCAUCAGCUUUCACAGCCCCGUUUUUCACUCCGGAAAGUCAUACUUAUCUCCAAAUGCUGACCUUCACAAUAAGAGCUGGCCUCCAGACAAAAUAAAGAAUAAAAGCACAGCUUGGGCAUUUACAGCAAAGUGCACUGAUGUAAAUUAACAUUUCAGAAAACAAAUUAACAUUUCAGAAAACAAAUUAACAUCACUCGAAACACUUUUACAAGUGGCAAAAUCAACCGGAAAGGGUAGGUACUAACUCCAAGGCUGACCCGGAAGUGAUAACGGAAGCGGGCAUUUCAACCCAAGAUGGACAGCAGUCGAGUGGCGUUUUGCCCGUUUUGCGGGGCACAUAUGAGUAGAUUAACGCGGUUUUGUUUUUCUUGUGGACGGUCCUUAGAGUUUUUAAACGGCACAGAACAGACAGAACGACCAGAUAUGCUGCAGCAGUGCAUACGAUAUUUUAAUGAGGGUCACUCAUACGCUGUAAUCGUAGACAUGAUGGCAUGUUUACACGGUGUACACAUCAGCUUAAGGUCGCUGAAAAGCAAACUGAAUGAUGCCGGGUUAUAUCGCAGAAAGGAUUUGUCCUCUACCGACGUCAUAACUAGAGCAAUACGAGUGGAACUUCGUGGACCUGGACAGCUGUUUGGCUACCGCAUGAUGUGGCAGGUACUCAGACAAAAGUACAAUCUGCGAGUGAGGAGGGAUCAUGUAAUGAAUUUGCUCCGGGAGCUUAAUCCUCAAGGGUGCGAGAGGAGAGCACGCAGAAGGUUUAUAAGAAGAACCUACCACUCCAUGGGACCGAACUAUAUGUGGCACGUGGAUGGUUAUGAUAAACUCAAGCCAUUCGGUCUGGCACUUUCAGGGUGCAUCGAUGGAUUUUCCCGUAAAGUACUGUGGCUUAUAUGUGGCGCAACAAAUAAUGACCCAUCUGUGAUCGCUCACUAUUUCCUGUCAUGUGUGCGAAACCUCGGUGUCAUCCCCAUGAGACUGAGAACCGAUUGCGGCACGGAGAACGGGACCAUGGCCGCAAUUCAGUGCACGCUACGCCACCACCACAAUGACUACUACUCUGGAGCGUCCAGCCACAUGUAUGGCUCAUCCACAACCAACCAGAGGAUUGAGUCCUGGUGGUCCAUAUUCAGAAAGGGAAGGUGUCAGUUCUGGAUGGAGCUAUUUGCAGACCUUAGAGAAGCUGGAUACUUAAAUGGGAGUCACGAGCAUCAGUGUCUGCUGAGAUAUUGCUUUGGUGAUGUUAUUCAGAGGGACUUGGAUGAGUGUAUGAGACUGUGGAACAGUCACAGGAUCCGCCCCUCCAGAACAGCAUCAUGUCCAGGAGGAGUGCCAAAUGAGCUCUACUACUUACCACACAGGUUUGGCUCCAGAGACUGUGGAUUUAAAAUCGAAAUGACUGAACUGGAUGCCUUUCCUGACGUUCAUCUGACAAGAGCUCCAUGUGGGGACCCAAACAUGCAAGAAUACUUGGACUUUGCAGUGGAGCACAAUCAUUUACAGAAGCCAGAACAGUGGCAGUCUUCAACUGAACUAUAUCUGAAACUAAAAGAAAUUGCUCAGCUAUGAAUUGAAGGGAAGUUUAUUGUAAUGAUGGUGGAACAUGUACACAACUUGUCACCCACAG